This is a messenger RNA of Rotaria sp. Silwood1, 354 nucleotides long. NCBI's taxonomy places the organism in Eukaryota, Metazoa, Rotifera, Eurotatoria, Philodinida, Philodinidae. The record is from the annotation of a GenBank genome assembly.
AUGAACCUAUUGAAUGUUUUAAUUCAUUUAGAACAAAAUGAUUUAUUUAGUUUUUUAUUAAUUAAUAUAGAAAUUGAUGAACAUGAAAAUAUUACAACAUCUUUAUUUGUAUCACCUAAUCAUUUAAUAUUCUUAGGAAAUUAUACAGAAUUAAAAUCUGCUAUAUUUGUUAGUCAACUGCAUUUAGGUGAUCGUAUAAAAUAUAUUUAUAAAAAUGAAAUUAUAGCAGCUAAAAUUCAAAAUAUAUAUUUAACAAUAGAAGCAGGUUAUUAUGCACUUUUAGUACAAUCAGGUACAAUUAUAAUUGAUAAUAAAUUAGUAUUCUAUUAUACAUCAGUUAAAAUCAUUAUGUAG